Molecule: messenger RNA, 1519 nt
Organism: Habropoda laboriosa
Lineage: Eukaryota; Metazoa; Arthropoda; Insecta; Hymenoptera; Apidae
Product: cysteine sulfinic acid decarboxylase-like
Exons: 6
Coding region: 53-1519 (488 amino acids)
Biological process (GO): carboxylic acid metabolic process
Cellular component (GO): cytoplasm
Molecular function (GO): carboxy-lyase activity; pyridoxal phosphate binding
Source: RefSeq, a predicted model, not a curated record
AACGUUGCUUUCCCAUUUUCGCGACGCUUUCUGGCGUGAAGCGUUCGUUUUAAUGUCGGAUUGGCAGAGCAUACCAUGCGUGGAAAGGCACAAACAAUUUCUCGAGAAGCUUAUCGCAGCCUUGAUCGAUUGCACUUUUGAAAGUGUGUCCCGUGAAAAUCCCGUAUUAAGAUGGAGAGAACCGGGUCGUCUACAGGAUAUCAUAAACUUCAAUUUGCAGGAAGAGCCACAAAGCCAGGAUAGUCUUUUAGAGAUCGCGUCUAAGGUUUUCAAAUAUAGUGUUAAAACAGGACACCCUUACUUUAUGAAUCAGUUGUUCUCUGGAUUGGACCCCUAUGGCUUAGCCGGACAAUGGCUCACAGACGCGUUAAAUUCCUCGGUAUAUACUUACGAAGUGGCGCCGGUUAUAACGCUGAUAGAGAGGACAGUAAUUAGAAAAUUGUUAAGCAUGUUUUAUAAGGAAGAAAAUGGUACUAUGAUCGGAGAUGGCCUUUUCUGCCCAGGAGGUUCGUUCGGUAAUGGUAUUGCCAUUAACUUGGCGCGGUUUUCGUUUAGAAAGAAAACUCAAAGUAGUAAAAUUAUAUCCUUAAACUUGGUACUUUUCACAUCCGAAGAUGCUCAUUACUCGACCUUAAAAUGGGCAAACGUUUGUGAUGUGGAAGUUGUACUUGUAAAAACCGAUGAAUAUGGUAGAAUGGAUAUUGGUGAUUUAAGGGCUAAAAUAUUAAGAGAAAAAAGCAAAGGAAAUUAUCCGUUUUCUGUUACAGCAACCGCAGGUACAACCGUUCUGGGUGCCUUCGAUCCAUUAAUCGAAAUUGCAGAUAUUUGUCAAGAACACGAUAUGUGGUUGCACGUGGAUGCAGCCUGGGGAGGCGGUCUGAUAUUCAGCAAAAAGCACAGUGCUCUCUUAAGAGGAAUACAAAGAGCAGAUUCUAUUUUGUUUAAUCCACACAAAUUACUGGCUGUUCCUCAACAAUGCUCGUUGCUUCUAAGCAAGCAUGAAAGUAUUUUCAAAGAAGCACAUUCUAAACAAGCUCCUUACCUCUUUCAAAAAGAUAAAUUUUACUCUACUGAUUUGGAUGUGGGGGAUAAGUAUUUGCAGUGUGGACGCAGACCAGAUGUGUUGAAAUUUUGGUUCAUGUGGCAAGCUAAGGGUACUUCAGGAUUUGAAAAACAUGUGAAUCAUUUAAUGACACUUUCAGCUCUUUUUAAAGAAGAAAUAGAGAAAAGACAUGCCUUUAAAUUGGUGACAGACUCGUGUUUUAUAAACGUGUGUUUUUGGUUCAUUCCACCAUCUUUGAGAGUUUCAAAUUCACUGUAUAAUUAUAACAACUUAUUAAACAAAGUUGCACCAAAGCUAAAGGAAAAAAUGACCAAAAGAGGUAGUUUAAUGAUCAGCUACCAGCCACUUCGUGAGAAACCAAAUUUCUUCCGUUUUGUUAUUCAGAAUUCAGGAGUGGAUAAGCAAGAUAUAUACUACGUUUUUGACGAACUGGAGAAUCUAGGAGAAUCUAUGUGA